Carya illinoinensis is the source of this 741-nucleotide messenger RNA. RefSeq names its product protein LSM12 homolog. The record is from RefSeq and is a predicted model, not a curated record. NCBI's taxonomy places the organism in Eukaryota, Viridiplantae, Streptophyta, Magnoliopsida, Fagales, Juglandaceae. The coding region runs from base 34 to 579 and encodes 181 amino acids. The transcript is spliced from 5 exons.
UUCCUAGGCAAUAGUAGCUGAAGCAGAACCAAAAUGGCUAUGGAUGGUGCUACCAACUCUGAGGAAUUCGCCGUGGGCUGCUUGCUCUCCAUCAAGACCACCUUAGGCGACGACUUUGAAGCUCAGGUCAUCACCUUCGACCGCCACACCAACAUUCUCGUCCUUCAAGAGGGUUCGAAGGCGGGACCUCGCCGGAACAUACGGUUGUUGAAGGCCAACUACAUAAAGGAGUUUUCGUUCUUGGGCCAAGCCGAAGAUCCACUUGAUAUAAAAAAAUGUUUCCUUGAUCUUAAUACUCUGCUCGCUAAAGAAGAUUUGGCCAUUAGACAAGCAGAGGCUGAGGCCGAGAGGAUAGGUGUGGGUGUUACCAGCGAGGCUCAGAGCAUUUUUGACGCCUUGUCCAAAACGCUUCCAGUGCGCUGGGACAAGACUGUCAUAGUUGUUAUGAAUGAGGUGCGUGUGAGUAGUCCAUAUCUCCCAGAAUCUGUUAAUGGAGGAACUCCUGCUGCCAAUGAGAGGGUGAAGAAAGUGCUUGAGUUUGAGAGGAAGAGAUUGCAAACUCGUGGUGGUGGUCAGUGAUAGUUAUUGCAUUGUCAUACAGGAGCUUGGAAAAUGACCUUGUGGGAUUAAACAUGAUGUGUACGUCCUUGUACGCCUAACCUUUAUCUGAGAGAAACAUGUUAUCUAUUUUCUCCAACCUCUUGAUGCUUUCUUUAAUCAAGGAAUUUCAUAUUUUCCAUA